This is a messenger RNA of Fonsecaea erecta, 3081 nucleotides long. RefSeq lists its product as hypothetical. The transcript has 5 exons. Bases 1 to 3081 code for a protein of 1026 amino acids. NCBI's taxonomy places the organism in Eukaryota, Fungi, Ascomycota, Eurotiomycetes, Chaetothyriales, Herpotrichiellaceae. Gene Ontology annotation, cellular component: nucleus. Gene Ontology annotation, molecular function: zinc ion binding; protein binding; sequence-specific DNA binding. Gene Ontology annotation, biological process: regulation of DNA-templated transcription. The record is from RefSeq and is a predicted model, not a curated record.
AUGGACGGGUUCUCAAGCUUCUUUGGCCAGCCCUAUCCAGUCCAAGAUCCACAAGACCCCAUGGACGGCUACACGCAGGAUGAUGGGAUGAGUGGCCUGGAUCCCAGUGGCAUGGAAGCUUCGGCCUUGGGCCAGGCGCAGACCCUUGGGCAGAUCAUCCUCCAAAAUAACGACGAGUUGAUGCGCCGGAGAAAUACGAUCCAGUCCCAGUAUCGACAAGGCUCGCACGACCACGGUCGCAGAGCCUCGAUGCUCGAGUUUUCUUCCGCCAUAGACAGUGACUUGGCCAACUUCCAAUUCGAUCCGAACCCGAACGAAGCCGGCCUGCCCAUGGACCCCUCCCCUAUCAUGCCCAUGCCGAAAUCCCUUGAUCCACGAAGAGUCCGUUCUCGGGAGGACUUGUCUCUGAACACCCGCUUCUCUCAAAUGAAUGCCAACUUUGACCAAAUGCCGGCCGUCAACAACUUCUCUCCGGUGGGCGUGUCGAGCACCUCCGUCCCUGUCGAACCAUCUACCGCUUAUAUCGCACCGAAUAUCGACAUGGCCAUAGAAUACGACGCCCUAACGGGAGGCGCAAGUGCUCGAGCCAUGCAAUCAGCGCCAAUGCAAGAGGCCAUGUUCGCCGCCUCGCCAAUUGAACAAAGCUUUUCCAUCCCUUACCAACCCGUCAGUCAUGAUCCCGGUGGAGGCUCGAUGAGUCCGCCCGGUCCAAAUCCUAUGGUAGCAAUAUCCCAGGGCAUGUCCUCACUGCGCGAGCCUUAUCCAGGCUCUUCUCAGCAACUUCGAAGACCGAACCCCAUUGGCCCCAUUGCACCAGGCUCUCUCUCCACAAUGGCUUCACCAAUACAUAUCCAGGACCCGAGCAGAAGACACUCUGUAGAUGUUCAGAUGGGAUUUCCCGUGAAAGAUGUUAAUACCACCCUAAGGGCUAUGAACCCUCCGUCUCUGCCACAUAUGCAGCCCGUGGGUGGGAUCCAGCAUUCUAAAUACGUCAACGCAUAUUCUUCUAGUGGGUUUGAUAUGCUGGGGGUCCUCAUGCGAGUUGCAACGAGACCGCGACCCGAAAUCAAUAUUGGGCCUGUUGACUUGUCCUGUGCCUUUGUUGUUUGCGACAUCGAGAGAUUUGAUCUUCCAAUCGUUUAUUGUUCGGAAAUGUUUGAACGCCUGACAGGAUAUACAAGACACGAAGUCCUCGGUCGAAAUUGCCGCUUCCUCCAGGCGCCUAAUGGAAAUGUGCAGUCGGGAGUGAAACGGAAAUACGUCGACGACAACUCGGUCCUCUAUCUCAAGAACCAAAUCUCCAAGAGAGAGGAAGCACAGUUGAGCCUGAUCAAUUAUCGAAAAGGCGGCCAACCAUUCAUGAACCUCCUGACCAUGAUCCCGAUUCAGUUUGACUCCGAAGACUACAAAUUUUAUGUUGGGUUCCAGGUCGAUCUUGUCGAGCAACCAGGCUCUGUUUCCGGGAAGAAUCCAGAUGGUACUUAUGAGAUCAACUACAACCGAAGCUCGUUGCCGGCAUACAAUCUUCCCGCUCGUCCUGAUCCAAGUCAAGCACUGCAAGACAUGGGCCAGACUAUCUCUCCCGACGAAGUGUCCAGGCUUUUGGCCGCCCUUGGUAGUGGUGAGUCGGACGUGCCGAGACGGCUGUGGGACAAGGUCCUCCUGGAAAACAACGAUGAUGUUGUGCAUGUCCUGUCACUCAAGGGACUGUUCCUCUACGUAUCUCCUGCGAGCCGAAGAGUCCUAGAAUACGAUCCCAGUGAACUUGUCGGCGUAGGCAUAUCCUCGCUCUGCCAUCCGAGUGACAUAGUACCAGUGACCAGAGAAUUGAAGGAUAUGCCGCCGGGAGAGUCGGUGAGCGUGGUCUACCGGAUUCGCAGGAAGUUCAGCGGAUACACCUGGUUCGAGGCGCACGGCUCUCUCUACGUUGAGCAGGGGAAGGGCAGGAAAUUUAUUAUCCUCGCGGGACGAGAGCGGCCAGUCUAUGCCCUGGAUCGGACCGAGCUCGCGAUUGAUGGCAAUCUGGGCGAGAGUGAGCUAUGGUCCAAGAUUUCGACGUCGGGGAUGUUCUUGCAUGUGUCUUCUACCUCCCGAAUCAUGCUCGACCGACUCCCUGAAGACCUUGUCGGGACGAGUUUGCAGGCUUUGAUGCGACCGGAAUCCAAAAAGGAAUUCCUACGUCUGCUUGAAGUCGCACGAACAGGCGAGAAAGUGAUGUUCAGGCAUGACCUUCAGAAUCGAAGAGGUCAGGUCCUUCACGCACAAACGACCAUCUACCCUGGUGACGCUCGGCUUGGUUUCAAGCCCACCUUCCUGCUUGCGCAAACUCGCCUACUGAAGAUGACGCGUUCUGCACUCUUGAGCCAGAAGUCCAUCACAUCAUCGAGAACUGACCGAGCAUCGGCAGGAUCUGGAACCCCGACAUCACGUCCGUCAGGUAGACCGUCCGCCAGCCCCAUGGACGGGGCUGUCAGUACCUUUGCGGAACAUCCCGGCUCUCUACUCGGCAACCACACCCUAAGUCUAGGCAACCAAGACGAGGCCCUGGCCUCGGAAGACAACAUCUUCGAUGAGCUGAAAACAACCCGAAGUUCCAGUUGGCAGUUUGAACUCAGGCAGAUGGAGCGUCAAAAUCGGUUAUUGGCUGAGGAGCUGCAAGGAUUACUGAGUCGCAAAAAGAAACGCAAGAGGAGAAAGGGGCUCGGCCAGGUUGAGAAGGACUGCGCCAACUGUCACACUCGAGUCACACCGGAAUGGAGACGGGGACCAAGUGGCAACCGUGACCUGUGUAACAGUUGUGGACUGCGGUGGGCCAAACAGAAUGGACGAGUAUCUCCUCGUAAGCCUUCGAACCACAGUGACAAGGGCUCAAGAUCCCCAGCCCAGAUUAGAGCGGCCAACAAGACCGACGCCAAGAAUGGCGAAAUGUCUGAGACAAUGAACGGCGGCCCUGCCCAAUUGGUAAGGACCACAACAGGAACAGUCGAGCAACAAGAGAAUACGAGUGAGUGGAGAGGGCAGAUGCCGCCAAAGAUUGAGGAAGGCGAAGAACCUCCGCAUCCGAGCAUCCUGCCGACGUGA